AUGACUACUAGUAGUUUUUCUACUGCUACAGACCUUUUUGAGUCGUUAAAUGGACUCGAUAUAAGUGAUAUCCAUGAGUUCGAGGAUAAAAUCAUAACCCCAAAGGGGUAUAGCCAGGCUAUUGAAGAGGUAGAAAUAUCUAAUAGGUUCCUUCACACUUCUAAUGUCUUGGACUGGAACUUACUCGAUCUUUUGCAACCAAUGCCGAAUUCAAAUACACUACAGGUUCCAAGUGAUUUGAAUGAAAAAAACCAGGAAAGAAAUGAUUUCAUACCUUUAAGUAUGAUUUCUUGUCCGGAACCGGUGAGUAGGACACAAUAUCACUUUCACAGAGUAGGUAUUGAGGGUGAAAUUUCUACUUAUGAAGAGAAAGUUAAUAUCGAGGAUGUCUUAAAUGCAAACUCCGCAAAUUCUUUAUCACUAACAAGAAAAAUCAAUCCUAAUGGGGACUUGAUAAGGGGUACCACAAAUCAAUUACCAUUUACACCUGGUGGUCUUGAUAAAGAUGUAGUCGAAACAGGAUCAGACUCUGUAGUUGCGAACAAUGAAGCAGGAACAAAGCUAUUAUCAAGAGAUGAGUUUGGUCUAUUCAAUAUUCCGCCAGGAUUGGAAAGAGGUAUCACUCCAAACAUUGAAACUAAUAACCAAACGACCCAGAAGGAGCUAGAAGAAAUUGAUAGAUUAUCAAAACUUGAGAACGAUGAGCAAAAUAAGCAAGAGAUUCAAAAAUUAAGAGAUCUAGAACAUGAUAAGAUAUCUUCAUCUGCUGUAGUUGAUGAAUCUCUGGGUACAUCAGAGAUUGACGAAUUACUUCCAGUAGAUCUCAAUUUUGGUAGGCAUAUUAGAAAACUUAACAAGUCUUCAGAUAGGGUGGAGUGGGCGCAUAUGGUAGAUUUGAAUAGUAAUAUGGAUAAUUUCAAUGACUUGGUUCCAAAUCCUGCUCGUACAUGGCCAUUCGAGCUAGAUACGUUCCAAAAAGAAGCGGUUUAUCAUCUAGAACAAGGUGAUUCGGUGUUUGUAGCCGCUCAUACAUCUGCAGGGAAAACAGUGGUCGCAGAAUAUGCGAUCGCGAUGUCUAAAAGAAACAUGACAAAAACAAUAUACACUUCUCCAAUUAAAGCUUUGUCAAACCAAAAAUUCAGAGAUUUCAAGGAAGAUUUCGAUGAUAUCGAUGUUGGUUUAAUUACAGGUGAUGUGCAAAUUAAUCCCGAAGCAGAUUGCUUGAUCAUGACAACAGAAAUUUUAAGAUCUAUGCUUUACCGUGGAGCAGAUUUAAUCAGAGAUGUGGAAUUUGUUAUUUUUGAUGAAGUUCAUUACGUUAAUGAUCAAAUGCGUGGUGUUGUAUGGGAAGAGGUCAUAAUUAUGCUUCCCCAACAUGUGAAGUUCAUCUUGUUAUCAGCUACUGUGCCAAAUACAUUCGAGUUUGCCAAUUGGAUUGGUAGAACUAAGCAAAAGAAUAUAUAUGUGAUAUCAACACCUAAACGUCCUGUGCCAUUAGAGAUUAAUAUUUGGACUAAGAAGAAACUAAUACCUGUUAUAAAUGAUAAAAGGGAAUUCUUGCCAAGGGGUUUUAGAGAACAUAAGGAUUUACUUACCGACUCAGUUGUUUCCGGCAGUGACCCAAGGAGUCAACAAAAAAAUGGAAAACCAUCAGGGAACCAGAAGACUAUUACCAAAGGAUCCAAAGGCGUUGGAGCAAAAGGUUCAAACAAAUCAUCCUUUUUUAAGUAUGAUGGUCCUACAAAAGCUACCUGGUACAACCUACUCAAACAUCUCAAAGCAAAUGAUCUUCUUCCAGCAGUUGUUUUCGUUUUCAGCAAAAAAAGAUGCGAGGAAUAUGCUGAUGCAGUUGAAGGUGCCGAUCUCUUGAAUGCAAAGGAGAGAUCUGCAAUCCAUAUUUUCAUCGAAAAAUCUAUUUCUCGUUUAAGAAAAGAUGACAGAGAGCUUCCUCAAAUCUUAAAGAUUAGAUCGCUAUUAUCAAGGGGUAUUGCAGUGCACCACGGUGGUCUCUUACCGAUAGUAAAAGAAUUAAUUGAGAUUUUAUUCGCAAAAGGUUUUGUAAAGCUUUUGUUUGCCACAGAAACGUUUGCUAUGGGUCUAAAUUUACCUACGAGAACAGUAGUGUUCAGUGAGAUAUCUAAACAUGAUGGUGAGAAAAAGCGCAAUCUUCUCCCUGGUGAAUUUACUCAAAUGGCGGGAAGAGCUGGACGUAGAGGUAAAGAUAAAACAGGGACUGUCAUUGUCAUGUCUUAUAGCAGACCCCUUGACGAAGCGUCAUUCAAAGAAGUUACUUUAGGUAUCCCAACUCGUUUACAAUCUCAGUUCAGAUUGACCUACAAUAUGAUUCUUAAUCUUUUAAGAAUUGAAGCUUUAAGAGUGGAGGAGAUGAUUAAGUUCUCAUUUAGUGAAAAUAGCAAAGAGACUUUAAAGCCUGAGCAAGAAAACAUGAUAAAAGAAUUACAAGCUAAGGUUGACUUAAUUGAUAUUAGCAAGUACUCUGAAGAGGACAUUAAGGAAUAUGAAUCUGCUUAUAAUUUAAUAUCUGGUUAUUCUCAGACUUGCGUUGAUAUUAUGACCGAAAUUGACGAAACAAGAACAAUAGGAAAGAGAUUAAGUGUAGGAAGAUUCAUAAUAUUCAGAGAUAAAAAUGGAAAUCCAGUUGCAGGGUUCGUUUUCAAAUCUAACCCACCAAAGGGAACUUGUGUUGUACUAAAACUAACACGUCCAAUGUUAUUGGGAUCUGAAAGUGUCAACCACCUUCCAUCCCUAUUCUUCUUUGCUAAUUACUGCUCUUCUCAUCUAUCAACGUGGAACUCUAUCAAGGGCUGCUUGGAUCUUGAAAUACAAGAAAUUUCAAUAUUUGAUAUUGAGGUGAUUUCGAAGUUCAUAUUCUCAGAUGUCAACGGUAAAUUUAUUAACAGCACAAGUGAAGAGCAGAGGAAAUUGGCUUGUGAAUUCUUAUUUAGUGUCUCCAGAAGAGUCCAGAAGACUAAAGAUCUAACAUUAGCUUCAACACCUUCACUAAAGGUUCAGCAAUCUGUUUUGCAAAUUCAAAAGAUAGUAGCAGACUUACAUCGGCUAAGAGUUGUUGAAGAUGAAACAUUUGGGAAAAAAUUCGAACCCUUCUACAAGCGCUUUGAGUUACAAAAGGAGAUAAAAAACAUAUAUCAUAUGAUGUCGGAACAAAAUCUCAGUCUCUUGCCAGAUUACGAAUCACGUCUCAGCGUAUUAAAAGAGACAGGAUUUAUAGACUAUAAUAACAAUGUGUUAUUAAAGGGAAGGGUAGCAUGUGAAAUAAACACAGGUUACGAAUUAGUUCUUACGGAAUUGAUAUUGGACAAUUUCCUUGGUGACUUUGAGCCUGAAGAGAUUGUUGCUCUUUUAUCAGCAUUCGUUUAUGAGGGACGAACUAGGGAAGAAGAGCCUCCAGUUAUAACUCCAAGAUUGGCUAAGGGUAAGGAGAAAAUUAAGGAGAUCUAUUCUAAAAUGCAAGAAGUGUCGGAAAGAUAUCAAAUUCCUGCAACACAAGAGGAGGCAGAGUUUUUAGAGAAGAAGAGAUUUGCAUUAUUGAAUGUGAUAUACGAAUGGGCAAGAGGUCUUUCAUUUAAAGAAAUUAUGGAGAUGAGUGUUGAGGCUGAAGGUACUAUAGUUAGAGUAAUUUCAAGACUAGAUGAAGUUUGUCGUGAGGUCAGAAAUGCUGCAGUCAUCAUUGGUAAUUCCGUCCUUCAUCAAAAGAUGACCCAAGCUCAGGAACUAAUUAAAAGAGAUAUUGUGUUUGCUGCCAGUUUGUACUUAUGA
Messenger RNA from Kluyveromyces marxianus DMKU3-1042, 3798 nucleotides. It is a transcript of the gene SKI2, whose product is annotated as SKI complex RNA helicase subunit SKI2. The record is from RefSeq and is a predicted model, not a curated record. Gene Ontology annotation, cellular component: Ski complex. The coding region runs from base 1 to 3798 and encodes 1265 amino acids. The transcript has a single exon. Gene Ontology annotation, molecular function: RNA binding; ATP binding; RNA helicase activity. NCBI's taxonomy places the organism in Eukaryota, Fungi, Ascomycota, Saccharomycetes, Saccharomycetales, Saccharomycetaceae. Gene Ontology annotation, biological process: nuclear-transcribed mRNA catabolic process, 3'-5' exonucleolytic nonsense-mediated decay.